Prorocentrum cordatum is the source of this 1427-nucleotide messenger RNA. The record is from the annotation of a GenBank genome assembly. NCBI's taxonomy places the organism in Eukaryota, Dinophyceae, Prorocentrales, Prorocentraceae.
GUUUUGCCUAGCACGCCCUGCCUGUAAAUUCUCUUUCUGCUCUGUUCCUGCCUGUGCUGCUGCUGGCCCCCCGCCUCCCGUUGUGCGCCUCAGCCGUUUCGGGCUCAGCCUUCAGUCUUGAAGGCCCUGUCGCAGUGCGGCCCUGCUCAGUCUUGGGGCGCCCCCUUUGCAGAGCCGCCAAGCAGGUGACAUCGGACAUACGAGAAUUCAGCAUAAAUAUCCACACUCACACAGCAGUAAAGUAUCAGCAGUAUCGUUUCGCCUCUUGACGGACAGCUGGUCCGACUUUGGUUUCGCUCCCGCCGGGAGCCGCUCACUGAAAGCAAGCAGGACUGUUUCAGAUCGCAGGGCGUGGUCCACGCUCCGCCCGCAGUGGAACAAGAUCCGAUCAUAUUGGUAGCGCACGUCGUGCAGCUGAGUUCUCGCCGCGAUGGUGCAGCAGGAAGGUGAUGCCUCCGAGGCCUACGACGACGACGGUGGCGUCCGCCGCCGCUGGACCCGCGGCCGCCGCGGGCGCGGAGCUUCCGGUUCCACCAGCUCCGAAGGGCGGGCCGACCCUUUGUCCCCGAAGGGUGCGGCGCCGGGCGCCAAGUGGCGCGAGGGAGCGCUGCCAGUAGCCCCGACCUUCUGCGGGGAUCGCUGGGCGGACCCGCGCUGCUGGGAGCAUUGGAAAAACGCCGUGGACGCAUGGAGAUUCCGUAUCGAGCGCUACCUUCCGCUCGUUCAGGCCGCGCUGCAGUUGAGGGACGCCAUCACCGGAAAGGCCCUGAAGGAGAUCAUCUCCGAACCGCCCAUGAUGUGGGCCGACGACGACGGCGUCGACCCUUGGCCUAGGCUCGAUGCGGUGGGCUCCGACCGCUAAUGUGAUGGCCGAUCCAUUCGCUAAGAUUUCUGAGGCCUCUGAGAAGGCCUUGCGCAGUGGCUCAUGGAUCCCGCCAUCGAGCAGUUUGCCUAGAGCAGCAGCGGAGUUUUCAGGCAACCAAAGAAACGUGCCAGUCUGAAGCGGGUGCCGUUUUACCUGGCGCAUUUUGCUUGCAAGCUCUUUAUAUUAUGUUCCUGCCCGUGCUGCUGCUGGCCCCUCGGCCCCGCGUUGCGCCGCGGCCUUUUCGGGCCUCACCCUCUGUCAUGAGCGGGCCCCUCUCGCUGCGCGGCCCAACUCAGUCUCGAAGGCCCCCUCUUACAGAGCCGCCAAGCAGGCGGCGUCGGACACGCGAUAAUUCGGCAUAGAGAUCCACGCGCGCAGGAGUGACGUGUCAGCGAUGUCGUUUUGCCUCUCGACGGACAGCUGGUCCGACUUCAGUGUCCCCCCGCCGGGGGAUUGUUCAAAGCAGGCAGAAGUGUUGCAAAUCGCGGACCGCGGACCACGCCCCGCCCGCAGCGAAACGAGAUCCGAUCACAGGCAGAAGGUGGUAGAACUCGCCCGAAAG